GGCUUUCGUUACUGCGUUGUUUUCGGCUUUAGGGAAAAGUUAUGUUUCGGCGUGUUUGAUCUUGAUAAGAAAUUUGCAAAUCGGUUUAAAGUGAAAUUAAAUGUUACAGUGAGUCGGUUUUUGUGAUCGUGGAAGUAAUUUCGAUUGCGUAGUUGCACCAGCGAACAACCAUGAUGAUGGAGAACCUGGAUCACGUCUAUUGCAACACGGCGUCCACCGAUGUCGGCAGUAAAGAUUCAUCCGAGCAGAUGAGUUUAUACAAGGAGGUUAAACAAUUGCAAUCCAUUCUACUGCUCCACUUGGAUCUCAUACAGGAGCAAAGUGACCAGAUAUUGGCCAAAGAUAAACUGAUCAUCAAACUGAAGGAUGAAAAUGAAAUGCUCAAACAUCAGCUGGAACUAGUCAACAAGCGGCUGCAGCAGAUGAAACACCAGAAGGAGCAACGAGAACUAGGCAUUCCAAUUAGAAAUGUUACUGUUGACAAAGUGUAUGAGUACAACAACCGCAUAAUUCCGAGCAUCGUAACGGAGCCGGCUCCGCACGAACAUUUGUCAGAACUGAGCGGCACAGUUGAAAAUAUCAAAAAGGAAAUUAUCUGCAAUGACUAUGACAACUUCGAUGUUAUUUGUCAGGACUUCUCUGGAGAGCUGGAAUCAGACAUUAAAAUCGAGAAUAAUGAAAUUGAAGAGGAGAUUUUUCUAAACUACUCAAAAUCAGACGAUGAAUCUGUUCCGUCUAACGACCCUCCAGUGGUUGACAUAGCACCGAUGACCGUGGAAUCCCAUCCCAAUAGUUGCAGCACACCAAACAGCUAUGACGUCAUUCCUACGCAGCCAUUGGAAAAUAUAAAAUGCGAGAACGAAGUAGAAUCCAACAACAGCAGCAACAGCAUUGUAAACAACCUUUCGCUACCAGAAGAGCACCAUGCUUCUAAUUCUGAGAUUAUUGUUAUUAGUGAUGAACCGGCAAAAAGUAAUUCAUACAAUCCGAUUUGCUCGUCGGGAAAUUCGUCCGAUGGCAGUUUUAUGCGAAAGUCAUGCAAAUUUAUGAUGACGUCUAAACCAUACAUCACCUGCAAUUGGAAGGAUGAAGCAAUCACAAACGAUUUGGAUCGGCUUCUGGAGAACGAAGCGGCCGAGCUGGAAGUUCCCUGCUGGACAGUGAUCGAAGAUAAUUAUGAAAGUGCUUCUAGUUCCAGUGAGAUUACUUCGGAAAACAUUAGCGAAGAAGUUUACCUGAAACGUCAUGCAAAAUUUGAAAUCGACGAGAGACGGCGCAAAAAGUGGGACGUACAAAGAAUUCGUGAGCAAAAAACAAUUGAGCGUUUGAAGAAGCGCCACUUGAAGACCGACUUCGAUUGUGAACAGAAGAACAUCGGUUCCUUUUUUCCGUCGGUGGAUUCGAUCAAGUACGUGCAAAUAACCGAGGACAUACCUGUGCAAGCAUUUGGAGAACUCAUUCCGGCCCUACCGACGAGCAGUUUCAGUCUACCCUGGAUGACGACGCAUGUUGACACGACAAGUAUUACGAACGUUACACCAUCCGAACUCGGGCCGGGACCGUUGUUCAGUGCGGCAACUGGUGUGUCAACAGCAACGACUUCCACCAGCACUUCCACGAUGCCACACGAGGUCAAAACAAAAUUCCUACACCGUAUGGGGCCAAAUCUCAACAUCCAGAAGCAACGGUUUACCAAGCGCAUAAAGAAGGAAACAUAAACACGCCAGUGGCGGCAUUGAGAGGGAACGGUGAAGUGCUUUAACAGAGAUCUACUUGAAGUGGUUUGUUCGAAUUUGUAUGACAAAAGUGAAUCCAACAAGAAAGGAAUGAAAUCCAGUAGGGUUAGGGAGACUUGUGUAUAAAUACAUAAUAAAACUAUGUAACCUGUAGAUAA
Molecule: messenger RNA, 1894 nt
Organism: Ochlerotatus camptorhynchus
Lineage: Eukaryota; Metazoa; Arthropoda; Insecta; Diptera; Culicidae
Product: male-specific lethal 1 homolog
Exons: 1
Coding region: 171-1718 (515 amino acids)
Cellular component (GO): MSL complex
Molecular function (GO): chromatin binding
Source: RefSeq, a predicted model, not a curated record